Messenger RNA from Seminavis robusta, 1205 nucleotides. NCBI's taxonomy places the organism in Eukaryota, Bacillariophyta, Bacillariophyceae, Naviculales, Naviculaceae. The record is from the annotation of a GenBank genome assembly.
AUCGGCAACGAUACGAAUCUUGCCUGAUCUUUGCCAAGAGCAUUGUGGGGCAGCGCAAACGGUGGCUGGUCAAAUCGAAGAAAGAGUGCCUCUCUGAAAGUUCUCACAAAUCCAAACACCAGCAAACUAAAAGCAAUCAAACCAACUAGCCAACCCUCAAUCGCAAUCAUGAAGUUCACUCCCUUUUUCUCCACUAUCUUGGCUACCUCCUUCAUCAUUGGCACUUCGGCUGGAACCACCGCUAUUCGUGGAACCAACAAUGACAAUGGAGAAGCUCACCGCAAGCUUGUUUCCUUUGACACUAUUCUUUCCCUCUUCACCCCAGUUCUUGAUGUGGUUGUUCGCGGCGCCUUGGGUGCCAGCUUGGACCCCUUGGGUCUCUCCUUGACUGUGUCUCAAGAUGUGGACUUGGUGGUCUUUAGCGACAGCUGCACAUCUUCGGCCACUGUGACCUAUAAUAUUGGUGACUUGACUGGGUUGGGCAAUUUUGUUGUUGACAACUUGGCCAUUGUUGAUGGAAGUGCUGACAUUGAUGUGUCCUUGUUUUGGGGCACCAGCUGGGAAGCUACCUUCAAUGUGGAAGGAGGCUUGCCUGAAGGUCUGGAAGCCAUUGUGGAUGCUGAGAUCACUGCAGAUGCUUGUGGUGUCCCAUUCCAGCAGUCUGUCUCUGGAUUGUUGGAUGCAGUUGAUGCCCGUGUCAACUUUUCUGUAGGUACAUCUGGAUCCAUUCCUGGUUUCUUUGGUUCUCCCUCUGUAGAAUCUGCAACCUUUGCUGAUGUGGAUGUGACCUUGGGUGGAAUUGAAACCAGCAUUGAUUUUGAUGGAGUGGAGGUGGAUCUUACCACCAGUGGAUUGGAAGGGGCUAUCAUUGAUGCCAUCAUUGACACGAUUGUUGGCCCCUUUGCUGACAUUCUCAAUGGUGCCUUGGGUGGAGGCUUCAGCUUGUAAGCAGCCAUACACACCCUGAUGACCAAGAGUGAUGGAAGAAAUGAGAAAAAACAACAGAUACCUUGAAUAUGGAAAGAGAAAAUGAUUGCAGCAGCAACAUAAACCGUCGAAAAUAUAAUUGUAUGAAGAUUUGAAAAAGAGCUGCCAUCUGGAUGUGCUAUUACCACGUCCCAUCUAGCUAGCUAGCUGAAGUACAUAGAAUCUUGAAGGAACGAACUAGUCUCCCUCGAAGCUUUGCAUCCCCUCCCAUUGACGGA